AUGUGUCCGUGUAGUACGGCGGCCCGCAGGGAUCAGUCCGCUCCGCCGCCGCCGCUGACGAUGGGAGACGUUCUCUGCGAAGAGCUCGAGGAUCUGGUCCACUUCUCGGUGCCCGACCUGCCGGCGCGAGGCUACGUCGUGAUGGAGGAGAUCCGCCGCCAGGGGAAGCUCUGCGACGUCACACUCAAGGUUGGGGAUCAUAAGUUCAGCGCCCACCGGAUCGUGCUGGCGGCGUCCAUCCCCUACUUCCACGCCAUGUUCACCAACGACAUGGUGGAGUGUAAACAGGACGAGAUCCUGAUGCAGGGCAUGGACCCCAG
Messenger RNA from Perca fluviatilis (European perch), 320 nucleotides. RefSeq names its product kelch-like protein 18. Gene Ontology annotation, molecular function: protein binding. Lineage: Eukaryota; Metazoa; Chordata; Actinopteri; Perciformes; Percidae. The record is from RefSeq and is a predicted model, not a curated record.